Molecule: messenger RNA, 657 nt
Organism: Punctularia strigosozonata HHB-11173 SS5
Lineage: Eukaryota; Fungi; Basidiomycota; Agaricomycetes; Corticiales; Punctulariaceae
Exons: 5
Coding region: 1-657 (218 amino acids)
Biological process (GO): transcription by RNA polymerase III
Cellular component (GO): RNA polymerase III complex
Source: RefSeq, a predicted model, not a curated record
AUGUCGAGAGGGGGCCGUGGCGGAUUCGGAGGAGGAAGAGGUGGGGGCCGGGGAGGGUUCAAUAACAGCAAUCCACCACCUAUGGGCCUCACGUUCGCGGAUAUCCAGGGGAUGUCGAAGGAGCCUUCGGCGCUGUAUCCUCCUAUGGAUCCCCUCCCGAGCCUGACUGAAUACACCGAAACCGAAAAGCGAAUAUGCGAGCUCCAGCUUGGUUUCGCAGCGCGGAUGCGCAAGUCGGCCUAUUGGGUCGUCGAGCAGACCAAGUCGACCGAGCUGCCGCGGUAUUCUGACAAGUACCGCCCCUCGACCGAUCGACCACCGGCACUAAAACGAAAAGACCUCCACCAACCUUUCUUCCCCACUGAAGUCUUCGAAGAUUACUUCAAUCCGCGGAAGAAGAGGAAGGUCACUGCAAAACGCAGCACGGGUCCUCGAACGAAGCUCGAAGAGCUCGAAGACGACGGGGACGAUCCUGACAAGGACAACGAAGGAUCUGACCAGGGGUCUCAUAUCGACGACGAAGACUACGACGUUGACGAGGAGUACGAUAAUGAUUAUGCCGAGAACUACUUCGACAACGGCGAGGGGGACGAUAUGGACGACUUAGGUGGCGGUGGUGGGGACGAGGGAGGAGGAGGCUUUGCGGACUACGACUAG